Messenger RNA from Caenorhabditis remanei, 369 nucleotides. RefSeq lists its product as uncharacterized. Lineage: Eukaryota; Metazoa; Nematoda; Chromadorea; Rhabditida; Rhabditidae. The coding region runs from base 1 to 369 and encodes 122 amino acids. The record is from RefSeq and is a predicted model, not a curated record. The transcript has 2 exons.
AUGAAGCUCGUCUUCUCCCUGGUUUUCAUUGCUAUACUUGGGCUGUCUUCUCUGGAAGCCCAAAGAAACUCGAAACUAAACGUGGAAAAACGUUUCUGGCUCCCAGCCGACUGGUACAGCGGCAAUUUGCCAGGACCAGCAUCAGUCAAAACGUUUGAUGCGGAAUUGGAUAUCAACCAGGAAGACAUGCUUCGCGAAAUCGAGGAGCAAGCUGUGAAGGAGGAUUCUUCUGAAAACAUGAACAUCGCAAAACGACUCUACAUCGAACGCGGUGGGUUCCAUCCAGAGAAACGUGCAUCGGUCUACGGCAAAGGAAGAGUCCACCCACACAAGAGCAUCUAUGCCCAACUUCGUCUUCGUGGAAAGUGA